AGAAUCAGAACCAGAAACAGAGAGAAAGGGGGUCUCGUUUAGUCAAAAACCGUAGGAAAGAUCUCUGAAACUCCAAGACUCGUUUUCUCUCGCUUUCUCGCUGAAAGACAUUCUUAGGGUUUUCUCUCUUUUUCUGUUCACACUGUUUGGAAGGAAUGCUUCGAAACUAGCGAUUGAUUUUGCAAAAUGUGAGGGAGUUAUAGCUACAGGUUGUUAAAUUGAUUCUCUUUGAUAUUGAUUGCCUCUUUUAAGAAAGUGCAAACAUCUUGCUUCUGUUGCUCUUCACCUAUAUGGCUUCUGCUGGCAUUCCACCUGCUUCGGCGGUUGGAAAACCUAGUGGCAACACAAUGUUUGUUGAUAAGCUGCCAGAAGAAAUCAAUGAAAUGAAGAUCAGGGAUGACAAGGUUGAAAAGGAAAUGGAAGCAACAGUGGUCGAUGGAAAUGGAACUGAGACAGGGCAUAUUAUUGUAACAACUAUAGGUGGUAGAAAUGGUCAACCCAAACAGACCAUAAGUUACAUGGCAGAGCGUGUUGUUGGACAGGGUUCAUUUGGAAUUGUAUUUCAGGCUAAGUGCCUAGAAACUGGAGAAACCGUUGCAAUCAAGAAGGUUUUACAGGAUAAGAGAUAUAAGAACCGUGAGUUGCAAACAAUGCGUCUUCUUGACCAUCCAAAUAUUGUCUCUCUCAAACACUGCUUCUUUUCAACCACGGACAAGGAUGAACUCUAUCUCAAUUUGGUGCUUGAAUAUGUACCUGAGACGGUUUAUCGUGUGGCUAAACACUAUAGCAGGGCAAAUCAACGGAUGCCUCUGAUAUAUGUCAAACUCUACACAUACCAGAUUUGUAGAGCUUUGGCAUACAUUCAUGGGGUUGUAGGAGUGUGCCACAGAGAUAUUAAGCCACAGAAUCUAUUGGUUAAUCCCCAUAUUCAUCAGCUCAAGCUAUGUGAUUUUGGGAGUGCAAAAGUUCUGGUUAAAGGUGAGCCAAAUAUAUCAUAUAUUUGUUCUCGUUAUUAUCGAGCACCAGAACUCAUAUUUGGUGCAACGGAGUACACAACUGCAAUUGACAUGUGGUCUGUAGGUUGUGUCCUUGCGGAACUGCUUCUUGGACAGCCUCUCUUUCCAGGUGAAAGCGGAGUUGAUCAGCUUGUUGAGAUAAUCAAAGUACUUGGGACACCAACUCGUGAGGAAAUCAAGUGUAUGAAUCCAAACUAUACUGAGUUUAAAUUCCCACAAAUCAAGGCUCACCCCUGGCACAAGAUUUUUCACAAGCGCAUGCCCCCAGAAGCAGUAGAUCUUGUCUCUAGACUUCUUCAAUACUCUCCAAAUCUAAGGUGCACUGCUUUGGAGGCCUGUAUUCACCCGUUCUUCGAUGAACUGCGCGACCAAAAUUCCCGUCUCCCCAAUGGCCGCCCAUUGCCUCCUCUCUUCAACUUUAAGCCUCAAGAGCUGAAGGGAGCGUCUCUGGAACUCCUGGCCAAACUGAUACCAGAACAUGCUCGAAAGCAGUGCCCCUUCCUAGGCUUCUAAACAUCUAUCUUCAAUGUUAUGGUGUAACUGUAACUGUGUUCCAUGUUUGUCUUGCAUGUUCUCUGAAAAUUAGAAACACCCCCUGUUUGUUUUUUUUUUUAUUUCGACAAACACUUCCAACUGAUGAAUCAUCGCUCGCUGUGUACGUAUCGAAACAGCGCUAAGUGGAUCUUUUGUAAUCUUCAUAUUAUUUUCAGUCGAGUGUACACAGCUAGCUUGCUUAGCAUCUUUCCAGGAUCAAAUGCAGCAGGGGUGGCAAUUCGAGUUUGUUUUGUGUUAAA
This is a messenger RNA of Vitis riparia (riverbank grape), 1810 nucleotides long. Its product is annotated as shaggy-related protein kinase epsilon. Bases 291 to 1529 code for a protein of 412 amino acids. Gene Ontology annotation, molecular function: protein serine/threonine kinase activity; ATP binding. The transcript has 13 exons. Gene Ontology annotation, cellular component: cytoplasm. Lineage: Eukaryota; Viridiplantae; Streptophyta; Magnoliopsida; Vitales; Vitaceae. Gene Ontology annotation, biological process: signal transduction; protein phosphorylation. The record is from RefSeq and is a predicted model, not a curated record.